UAAUACUUUCAACACUACUAUAUAACAAAUAAUUUGAGGCUAGUGAUGUCCAAAGGUAGCAAGAUAGUUGUUAAAGACUACCUUGAUAGGGAUGAGUUCGACCUCAGUCUGCAAAGUCUGACAAACUCUACCCUCCCUGUCAAGGAUCUUGCAGCCAACAAGAAAGGGAAAAAGCUGGAUCUCUCUAAAAACCAGAUUACAGUUCUGCCAGAUAAUUUUGUGUUUUCAAUGGGUCACCUUGUCAAGUUAGAUCUGUCUGCUAACGGAUUGAGAGUACUUCCAGACAACUUUGGUAACUUGGCUCUACUGCAACACUUAGAUUUGUUCAACAACAAACUGACUGUCCUUCCUGUCGGCUUCUACAAAUUGAAACUGUUAAAGUGGUUGGAUGUGAAGGAGAACCCACUGGAGUAUCCUGUACAAGAGGUAGUGGGGCUGUGUAGGAACGACACCGAGUGUAAAACUUGUGCUCUCCAGGUUUCAGAUUUUAUGAAGAAGGAAAAUGCUGAACAAGAAAAGAAAAAACAAAAAGAGCUCGAGCUGAAAAGAGCAAAAAAAGAAGCGUUAAAGAGGGAGCUAGAGAGAUUGGAAGAGUUGGAGAAUGAGGAGAAGAAGAGGAUAAGGCAGGAGGGCAAAGCUAAGGAGAAGGCCAAGAGAAGGGCUGAGUUCGAAAAGAAGCAGAGCCAGGAGCAGAUCAAGGAAGAGUCCCAGAAGUGUACUCCCCCUACGAUAGCAGUUAAACACAGUUCUAGAAGUCUCCCCGACCUGAACAGGAUCUGUCUUAUGUCAGCUCUGGUUCUAUUUGUGGUAGCUGUAACUCUUGCUCUCCUCGUGAAACCGGAUUUUGGGGACCAAUACGUCGGUUUAACAACGGUAACGGCGGACGUUUUAAAGUCAGUGGGAGAUGCGUUUAGUCCGGUAGCAACAACACUCAACACUCACCUCCUCACACAUGCUCCUAAUAUUCAGAAGUCUAUCGUUUCAACAGGAGAAUUGCUCAGAGAAAUGCUGGAGAUAUGUGGAGAUACCGUGAAGCUAGGAUACGAGCUUGCUAUUCAGGAACUCUCACAAUUCUCAACUUAUAUUCAGAAAACCAGUUCUUAGGACCCUCGUCAACCCAUCAUUGACAAGGUCAUAGCUAUACUACUACUACUUGUACCGCAAAAUGAGAUAGGUGCAUCUUAAGUUAUUUGGGAUUUUUUGCGUAGCGUUUCAGAUAUGAUAAACUUUUUAGUUUUAAAGUUUUUGAUAAUAUUUAUGAUUUUAAGUGUUGUAACUUGCUAUAAUGUUAGAAUUGUAUUAUCAAUGCAACUUUAAAUCAUAUUUACUUUUUUUGGCUUGAUUUUGAGAAUAUUGAGUCUACGUUGACGAAAAAAAAAUUGGUAAAUUAAAAAUCAGAACAUUAAUUGAAAUAUAACGGUUAAAUUGUCAAUAUAUCGCUAAUAAUAACAGUUUACAAAACUAUAUCGUCUAAAUUAAUACUAAUUCCUGUCCAUGCAUAAAUCAAAACUCGGGUUCACGCUCUUUACACUAUUACAAAAAUCCAGCGUUCUUAAAUCCUAAUCUUCGUCCAACUAUGGUCCAAUAUUGGAAAUUGGUGAGCCAUCACGAUGACACAAUAAUGCAUAUAUUAUGUAUUAUUUGCAUAAUAAUGCAUAUAUUAUGCAUAAUAAUGCAUAUAUUAUGUAUUAUUCGGACCGAAUGUUCAAUUAAUAGCAGUAUCUUUUACCGCUCCUACUAUACUAGCCUAUC
Molecule: messenger RNA, 1752 nt
Organism: Bolinopsis microptera
Lineage: Eukaryota; Metazoa; Ctenophora; Tentaculata; Lobata; Bolinopsidae
Product: leucine-rich repeat-containing protein 59-like
Exons: 11
Coding region: 46-1104 (352 amino acids)
Molecular function (GO): protein binding
Source: RefSeq, a predicted model, not a curated record